AAGCAAGUAUAUAAACAUAUCCUAAUCAGCACUAUUAGACCAUUGAUCUGCUCAAAGCCACCAUAUCCAGCCUAAAGACGCAAAGCCGCAUUACUUCCUUCUAUCAAUCCAUCUCAACUAUCACUAUCUCCCGCAAAAUGCCACUAACCACCACCACCACCACCACCACCACGACAUCCACAACAACCAAGCCCUCCACCCCCCUAACCUUCUACGACAUCGCCACCCGCCCUCCUGCAGAGAAGAAUGCCUGCUCCCCGAACCCCUGGAAAACUCGGUUCACGCUGAACUUCAAGAACCUGCCGUACAAGACCACCUGGGUGCCGCUGCCGGAGGUCGCCAGCGUGCGCAAGAGCCUGAACGUGCCCGCGUGCCGCCAAUUCGCCGACGGCAGCGACUUCUACACCCUGCCGAUCCUCCACGACCCCACCACCAACACUUUACUUGGGGACUCCUUCGACAUCGCCGCCUACCUCCAAGCCACCUACCCAACUGCCGGCAGCGGCGACCUCUUCCCUACCCAACCCCUGGACUACACCUUCCCGCUGGACCCGCCGCCCAUCGUCCCGCUCUCCGAGUGCAACGCCAACAACCCCGCGCUGGCCGCAUACGCCCGGUUCAACGUGCACGUCGACGCGGCGUUCACGGCGCACACCCAGCUGACCGUGCAGGGGUUCCCCUUCGACCCGGCGACGGAGGCGACGACCAAGGCGGAGUUCGUGCGGCGGGCGCAGCUGGCGGGCGCGCCGAUGACGAGCUGGGAGGAUUUCAAAUGCGAAGGGGAGUACCGCCACAAUAUGAUCCUGUCGUUCGAAAAGACGCUGGGGGCGAUUGCGGAGUUGUUCGUGCAGAAUCCCGAGGGCCCGUUUGUGCGCGGCGUGAGCGCGUGUUAUGCGGAUUUUCUGGUGGGCGCGUGGUUGCGUAUGUUCAGUGUCAUGUUGCCGGAGGAGGAGUGGGCGUUGGUGAAGGGGUGGCAUGGGGGUGUCUUUGGGCGGUUGCAUGAUGCGUUGGAGGUUUAUGCGGAUGUGAAAUAGAUACCUGGGGUUGUUUUGUACCCCGAUUGGUUGGAGGACUGGUGUUGUGGUUGGGGUUGCGGAAUAUAUUUACUCAAGACCUAUCUCGCACUGUUAUACACGGGUGGCCUGAGAAGGGCUUCUGAGAAAUGAUUAGCUGGUGUUAAUGAAUACAAAAGUGGUAUUAUUGGGAAUGAAAAUGGAAUGACUCGUUGCAAGUAUCG
Aspergillus uvarum CBS 121591 is the source of this 1237-nucleotide messenger RNA. RefSeq lists its product as uncharacterized. The transcript has a single exon. The record is from RefSeq and is a predicted model, not a curated record. NCBI's taxonomy places the organism in Eukaryota, Fungi, Ascomycota, Eurotiomycetes, Eurotiales, Aspergillaceae. Bases 138 to 1034 code for a protein of 298 amino acids.